Molecule: messenger RNA, 5079 nt
Organism: Tetrahymena thermophila SB210
Lineage: Eukaryota; Ciliophora; Oligohymenophorea; Hymenostomatida; Tetrahymenidae
Product: transmembrane protein, putative
Exons: 6
Source: RefSeq, a predicted model, not a curated record
UAAAAUAAAUAAACUAAUAACAAAUAAAAAAUAAUAAUUAAAUCAAUAACAGAAUCACUUUCACUUUUGAUUAGAUAAAAAUUCUUAAAAACAAAAAUGAAGAAAGGAUUAGUUUUAUCUUGGCUAACUAUCUUUCAUUGCACAAUUAGAUAUAUUAUCGCAUAAAAUAAAAGCCUAUAAAUCUUACCAUUAAAUUACUAAGAUUCUAUAUGCGAAGCAACUGGCACUAGUAAAAAUUAUUUUAUGUUCAAAAAAUUUCCGUAGCCUAUGUAGACUGAUUAAUUAUCCUUAAAAUUUAAUGUCAUUUAAAAUCUGAAUUAGUUAACAUUCUAGCUGUUUGAUAAUACUCAAGUAAAUUAACCAUAAGUUUUAAUUAGUACCACAGAUGGAGAAACAAUUAAUUUAGAAUAUACUUACUCAAAAGGAAAAUUUAUUUUUUCUAUUAAUGAUCAAUAAUAAUAAUAUUUAUAAAAUAAUUUUAUUGAAAACUUGAUUAUCAACUUUUAAAACAUAACAAAUACUGCUAAUAGUAAUGUCACAGCAGGCAAAUUUGUUAUGAUAUAAAAUUCCUCCUAAUAAAGUACUAUAACAUAUAACGUACCUACAAAUCUAUAUUAUAGUAUAAAUCAGUGUCAGUUGGUUCCUAUUAAUUUAAUUUCUAAUUCUGGAUGCCAUAUACUAGGAAAUGUGACCUUUUCAAUUGACUUUUCUUAUAAUAUGAUUUUCUCUUAGAAUGAUAGCCUGCUUUUAAGCUUUUAAUAUCAAGAAUAUUUAGGAGCUUCAUAAACUCUAGCAUAUCCUCCAUCUGAUUUCUCAGCAAAUUUAAAUCCUUAUUUUAAUAUCUCAUAAAUUUAAGCUUGGGUAUAACAAGUAUAUGCUAAUAGCCCUCAACAAAAUCUAAAUGUCAGUGUUAUAGAUUCAUAAUCAAUAUUAAUUUCAGGUUUCUAAAAUGUGUAAAUUAAUAAUUUAGAGGGUUAAAUAGAUCAACAAUUAAUUAUCACUCUUUCAAAUUUAUAUUACCCACCUACUGUUAAAUCAAAAUUGAUGUUUGAUAUGUACUUAAUUGAUAAAUAAGGAUUCUAUAAAUGUUCUUAAAAGGUGUCUUUAAUUUAAUAAAAUACAUCUCCUUUUUCAUUGUUUAAUGUUUCUUUUUCUUCUGUUUAAUAUGGAAGUCCUUUAACAUUAAAUAUAACUAUUGUUCCUUAAAGAUACAUGCUUUCGUAUAACUCUACACUAACACUAAACUUCUCAAGUAAUGUUUAAAUUCCAACCAUAUAAAAUUUGAAUGUAACUGGGAUAUCAUUCUUCUAAACUUCAAAUACACAAUAUUCUGUGAUUAAUAAUUAGAUAGUUUUCUAAAAUUUUCUUACAAGUUCAGUAAGUUCUGACUAACAGAUAGUGUUUACUAUUCAGGGACUUUAAGUUCCUAUGUAUGGAGGUAAUGUCUCAAUUAUAGCCUAAAAUAGCUACUUUAACUAAUAUCCUUAGCAUUAAAGUAGUUUUACUCAGCUAAUAUACUGUAAUUCUUGUCUCAAGUUGACUUUCCAAAGCUUGGUGAUUGCAUAAAAUUCAUCAAUUCAGUUUAACUUUACAAAUUAAUAUUAGCUUUAAAACAAGGGAUUCAUAAAUCUUAUCUUCCCUCAGAGCUUUUUUGGAAAUCUGUAAAAUACUCCACAGCCUUAGAAUAUAUAAUUAAUUAUGAAUUCAUAGAAUUUUCAGAGUCAACUAUCUGUUCUAAAUAAUGUCCUUACUAUACCAUACACCUAAGCAACUACGUUGCCUGCUAACUAACUAAUUUAUUUCUAACUUAAUUAUAUUUAAAACUUUUUAAGUACUUAUUAAGUAUACGAUUCUUUUGAAUACUAAAUUUUGGAUUAAAAUCGAUAAGUAUAUUACAGAUCACUAAUUUAGCUCCCUUAAUGCUAGCCUGAUUUAUUAUACAUUACUGCAUGGUAAUCUUUAAUGUAAAUGCAACUAUCAAAUACAAAUAGUAUCUUAUUAUCCUUUUAUGUAAAUUCAGACUCUUUUACCAUAGAUGGUCUAAAUUAAAAUAGUGUCCAAAUUCAAUUUUCAAAUUCAAUAUAAUUUACAUAAAACUCUGUUUUUGUUUUUUUAGAUGGUUUUUCUUAGCAAAAAUAAUUAAACUGGACAUAUAGCAAUAAUUAAUUGAAAAUUACUAAUUUCACUCUUUAAAAGUAAUUGAAUUACACCAUCAUUUUAUAAAAUGUGACCUUAUCAAGAUUUUAGAGUGUCGUCUAAACUCCUUAGAUAUAAACAUUUGGAAACUCUUUUUUACUCCACUAAAUAGCUUAAGGAUAAAAUCCUUUGUAAUUAAAUUUAACUGAUCCUUACUUAUUGAAAAAUGUUUAGCUUUAAAUAAUGAAUUCAACCUUUAUAAACACAGUUGGAAAUAUUGCUGUUUUAUUAGUUUUCUUAGAAAACUUAUAGAUUUUGACUGGGGAAAGCGUUUAAAUAUAUUUAGAUAAAUCAUGUGAUUUAUCUAUGCUAAAUAGUUUAGCAAUCUAAAGUUCAUCUAUUCCUAGUUCAUCACCUUUCUAAAUUAGUCAAUUUAAUUUAGAUAGCUAAUCUAAUCAAAAUUAAAAUAUUAUUUCCUUCUCUAUACCUAUCAAUCUUCCUUAGCAGAUUAUUAAAUCUGAUUUAUCUAUUUAAUUAUCCUUUAUUAACAAUCCAAUAUAUUUAGUUUCUAUUUAAUAUAAAGUUUGCUUUAUAAAUUCACUUGGACAAAUCUAUGCUUCAUCAUUUAGUUUGCUAUUUAAUGAAUUACAACCUUUAAGUUUAAACACAGCUAUAUCCUACGAUGGAACCUAAGAUUCUAAACUAUUAGGAGAUUAAUUUAAAGCAACUCUAUAAAUAUAAUCUGUGAUUAAUUUACCUCCAAAUGGUCUAAUUAAAAUAAGCGGAUUUGGAAAAAGUUUACUUUUAAAUGAAUAAAAUCUAAAAGUUACAAGUUAAAAAUGUAGUAUUUAGUCUAUUAAUUAUAAUGAAACCAGCACUAUAUUAUCUUUUAAAUACUUAAAUCUUACAUAAAUAUAAACAGAUUUACCUAUUCUUAUCAAUGGAUUGAGCACUUAUCAAACAUCUGAAUUUUCUUUUAAUGAUUUAUAGCUACAAAUUUUUGAUUAUAACUAAGGUUCAAAUUUAAUUUCUUUAAUUACACCUCUAAAUAUCUCUAUAAGUAACUUACUUUGCAGUUCAAAGUGUAUAAAAUGUUAUAUUAGCUCAAAUAACUGUGUUUUAUUUAACAGUACAAAUAGUAGCAGUAAUAAUAAUAAUAACAGCACUUCAGGUUAAGGAAACAAUAAUAACAAUAAUAGUACAUCAGGAAAUAAUGGUAAUAAUAAUGGCACGAGUAAUAAUAACAAUUAAAAUAAUAAUAACACUAGUAAUAAUAACUGUACCAGCAAUAACUCUACAAAUAAUAAUAAUUAAGGAAGUAAUAGCAAUUCUACAAACAACAAUAAUAAUAGUAAUUAAGGAGGUUAAGGUAGCAAUAACAACAACAAUAAUAAUAACACUACAAACAGUAAUAACACUAACACAAACAAUGGUGGUAGUAAUACUAAUAGUUAAGGAAAUUCUGGUAAUAAUAAUAAUAAUUAAGGUAGCAAUAACAACAAAAAUAAUAAUACUACAAACAGCAACAACAACAACAAUAAUAAUAAUACAAACAGCAAUAACGGUAAUGGUAAUAAUAAUAAUAAUUAAGGAGGUCAAGGAAACAGCAACAACAAUAACAACAAUAGCUCAAGCAGCAAUAACAGUAACACAAAUAACAGUUAUAAUGAUACUAAAAACUUCUGUGAUAUUAAAAAUUGUGCAAAAUGUGAUAAAGAUAAAUGUAAUUACUGCCUAGAAUGUAUGAGUGGAUACUAACUUAGUAAUAGCAAAUGUGUAGAACAUUAAUAAUAUAAGCUUUCGGCUAUCUCUGUUUCUAUAAUUUUAUCUAUUAGUAUCAGCAUGAGUACCUAUUUAUUAAAGAGUAACACAAGGAUGUAUUAUUUACUAUUAGUUUAAUGGGUUUGCAUAGAGAUGUAUUGCUAAAUAUAGUACUUAAGUUAAGUCUUACUCGAUAUAAUUGAUCAUUUAAAUCAAAAUGAAACAAGAGAAUAGGUACUUUUAUAAAUAAUCCAUCUAGUUUUACUUACUUUUAUUGUAAUAUUUUAUCUUUUUACACAGUUCUCUUUCCACUUCAUUAGAAAUUAGAUUUCUUAGUCGUAUACCAAAGUUUUGCUUCAAUCUAAGUUUCAAAAUUUUAUAAAGUGGACUUUAAAUGCUCUCAGUAUUAUAGAGUUUAGAAUUUUCUACAUUUCUUUUAUCUUCUAAGACACUAACAACUAUAAUAAUUAAUAUUCUUUUAAAUUAAAUAACCAAAGUCAGAUGGAAUAAUCAAACAUAUUUUAAUAAUAAAAUACUCAAAACUCUAAAAGUGGAUAAAAUUCAUACAGCCAUUUAAUUUAGGAUAAAUCAAAUUUAAACUCAAAAGAAACAUUAAACAAAUCAAAUAAUAAUCAUAAAUAAUAUGUCAUUUUUAUUUUAUCAAGCAUUUAAAAUUUGUUAAAAAUUGUGAUGAUAUCAGUAGAUAUAAGUAACACAAGUAAUACCGAUAAAAUAAUAUAGCUUUAUGAAAUGAUUGCCAUAUCUAUCUUACUGCUUUCUCUGCACUCAUAUAUAAUUAUAAAAUCUUUAAACAUUUAUAAAAUUAAGAGAUAGAUAGUGCCUUUCUUUGAUAAAUAAAACUGCACUUUAAAUAAUGUUUAAAAAAAUAAAGUUGAAUAAAACAUUAUCUAAAAAAGUAAUAUUCAGUCUUCUGAAAAAUUAUAAACAUAAGAACCUUAAAUUUAAAAACAAGAUAUAUAUUAACAAAAUUUUACUUGCACGCCAUCCCAAAUCAUACAUUUUAACAAUGUUAAAAAACAAAUAAGUUAAAAUGAAUAAUAAGAAAACAUUCAACAACAACUUUAAUAAUAAUCUCCAAUAAAGAAAUAAGACAGGAGAAAAAGAACUAAAUUUAGCCAUAUUAUUUUAAAUGAAAGAAUCUAAGCUUUUAAAAAUGAUUGA